UCCAGCUAUUGGGGACAGGAAUUGGACGUACUCUCCCAUUAGGGGAAAGUAGAAACCAUUUUAAGUGUUUUCUUCUCCUCUGAAACUCCCUCAUUAAGAAGGCUUUGAGUUGUUUGUACUGCUAACAAUCACCAUGAAGUGGACAUGGGUGUUUUUAGGGUCCUACUUCCUCUCUUUGGGAGCACCGUCUUUGGGAGAGAAGGGCUUGGAGAUCCCCGAGUAUGACGGCAAAGACCGUGUCCAUACCCUCACUGCCAAGAACUACAAGUCCAUCAUGAGGAAGUACGACGUAAUGGUGAUCUACUACCACAAAAAUGUGGAUGGGAAUCGAAGCGCCAUGAAGCAGCUUCAGAUAGAGGAACUGGCUUUGGAGCUUGCCGCACAAGUUCUGGAUGAGUUCGAAGACGAGGACAUCGGGUUUGGUCUGGUGGAUGAAAAGAAGGCCUCUGCUGUUGCCAAGAAGCUGGGUCUGGAUGAAGUCGACAGCAUCUAUAUCUUUGCAGACAAUGAAAUAAUUGAGUACGACGGAGAGCUGGCUGCAGAUACCAUUGUUGAGUUCCUGUACGAUGUGAUUGAAGACCCUGUGGAGAUCAUCGACAACGACCGAGAGCUGAAGGGUUUCUACAACAUGGAUGAUGUCAUCAAACUGGUCGGCUACUUCAAGAGCGAGAGAUCCCCCCACUUUAUAGAGUACGACGACGCAGCUGAAGAGUUCCACCCCUUCGUCAAAUUCUUUGCAACAUUUGACCCCAAGAUUGCCAAAAAGCUCAAACUGAAGGUGAAUGAAGUGGAUUUCUACGAACCCUUCAUGGGAGAACCAGUCACCAUUCCAGGAAAGCCUUACAUCGAGUCUGAGCUGAUUGAAUACAUCGAACAGCACGACAGACCGACUUUGAGGAAGCUCCAACCACACAGCAUGUAUGAGAUCUGGGAAGACGAUAUCAAUGGAGAGCACAUAGUCGCCUUCGCUGAAGAGGACGAUCCAGAUGGUUUUGAGUUUCUGGAGAUCCUGAAGGAAGUAGCGCGUGACAACACAGACGACCCCAACCUCAGCAUCAUUUGGAUCGACCCCGACAAUUUCCCCCUGCUGGUUCCAUACUGGGAGAGAACCUUUGGCAUCGACCUUUCGUCUCCUCAGAUCGGAGUCGUUGAUGUUGAGGACGCUGACAGCGUGUGGAUGGACAUGGAUGAUCAGGAUGACAUGCCGACGGCCGAAGAGCUGGAGCAGUGGAUAGAGGAUGUUCUGUCUGGGAAGAUCGAUCCUGAUGAUGAUGAUGAUGAUGAUGAUGAUGAUGAAGACGAUGAUGACGACGACGAUGACGACGACGACGAUGACAACAAUGACGAUGAUGAUGAUGACGAAGACGAAGACGAUGAUGAUGACGACGAAGAUGACGAUGACGAUGAUGAUGACGAUGAUGACAAUGACGACGAUGAUGAUGAAGAAGACGAUGAUGAUGAUGACGACGAUGAUGAUGAAGAAGACGAUGAUGAUGAUGAUGACGAAGACGAUGAUGACGACGACGAUGAUGACAAUGACGAUGAUGAUGAUGACAAUGACGACGAUGAUGAUGAUGAUGACAACGACGAUGAUGAAGAUGAUGAAGAAUAAUUAAUGUUUUCCUCACUUUACCAUUAAUGGAGAAACUCUGAAGUUUCUCCAUUAAACUGAAACAUCUGGCAGAAAGAGACUCGCCUGUUUGAACCUCACAUGUUUCCCCUUGUUCCUGUAACAACCUGAGGAGAAACACGGUCAGCUAGGAAGGAGGUUUCCAUUAAACCCACAGACGGCUAGAAGGGCUCAUGUUCACAAUGUCCCUAAUGACUGCCUGUCUCCCACCUUUGGACAACUCAACGUCAAUAAAUGUAAAACCAGGCAGAGACAAAGUUUCUAAAGGGUUUCAAUGUGAUGUGACUCUUUCUCAAGUUUACUGUUACCUUGUUUCAGUGACAAUGAGAACAAACUCGUUCUUGUUGCAGCUUUAAAAUAAGAAUUAAAUUUCACUGGACAGUCUUAAGUUCAACAAAUCAGUCAUUGAAAAUGUAUGUUGUAGGUAAUAAACUUGAGAUCAUUUUC
Messenger RNA from Xiphophorus maculatus (southern platyfish), 2077 nucleotides. Its product is annotated as calsequestrin-1. Gene Ontology annotation, biological process: regulation of skeletal muscle contraction by regulation of release of sequestered calcium ion. The record is from RefSeq and is a predicted model, not a curated record. Gene Ontology annotation, cellular component: sarcoplasmic reticulum lumen. Gene Ontology annotation, molecular function: calcium ion binding. Lineage: Eukaryota; Metazoa; Chordata; Actinopteri; Cyprinodontiformes; Poeciliidae. The transcript has 11 exons. Bases 134 to 1612 code for a protein of 492 amino acids.